This is a messenger RNA of Gossypium raimondii (Peruvian cotton), 1642 nucleotides long. RefSeq names its product probable glycosyltransferase At5g03795. Bases 186 to 1493 code for a protein of 435 amino acids. Lineage: Eukaryota; Viridiplantae; Streptophyta; Magnoliopsida; Malvales; Malvaceae. The transcript is spliced from 5 exons. The record is from RefSeq and is a predicted model, not a curated record. Gene Ontology annotation, molecular function: glycosyltransferase activity.
UUUUAGUUUUAUGGUCGGUAAAGAGUACAGUUUUUUCAGGUCAUAAUUUUUUCCCCCUUCCAUAAUAGCUGAUUCACUCAAGUCCGCCACCCUCCACCGUACCGUCAUCGUCACGCUAGAAAAAAAAAGAAAGAAAGGUAAAGAAAAAUAUUCGCGUCGCCGGAAUCCGCCGCAAGUCACCGGCGAUGAUAGCCGGAAAGCCACCGUUACAGCAAUCUCAGCUGUUUUCUUUAAAGGGAUCCGUUCUCACUCUCUCUAUUCUGACCCUAAUUUCAUUCACUUACUUCUCCUUCAAAUCCCUUCGUCCUCCUCUUCCGUUCUCCCCUCCCACUCCUCAGAUCACUCUCCUCCCUUCCUCCGCCACCGGCACCAACACCACAACUCCUUCUCAGCCUCGUAUCGUCGCCGAGAAAAAAGAAGGCAAUGUCGGCGAAGAACAAGAAGACAACGACGACGAUUUUUUUACCGAUAUUUAUCACUCUCCGAAGCUUUUCAAGUUGAAUUUCGAAGAAAUGGAGAAGAAAUUCAAGAUCUACAUUUACCCCGACGGCGAUCCGAAAACUUUCUACCAAACUCCCCGGAAACUGACCGGUAAAUACGCCAGCGAAGGUUACUUUUUCCAGAAUAUUCGCGAGAGUCGGUUUCGUACGGAAGAUCCAGAUCAAGCUCACCUCUUCUUUAUCCCAAUCUCUUGUCACAAAAUGCGCGGCAAGGGAACGUCGUAUGAGAAUAUGACAAUAAUUGUUCAGAAUUAUCUAGAUGGUUUGAUAGCUAAAUAUCCUUAUUGGAAUAGAACACUAGGUGCCGAUCAUUUCUUCGUUACUUGUCAUGAUGUCGGUGUUCGUGCAACGGAAGGGGUUCCAUUUCUUGUAAAGAACGCCAUUCGUGUUGUUUGUUCUCCGAGCUAUGAUGUUGGGUUUAUUCCACAUAAAGAUGUUGCUCUCCCUCAAGUUUUGCAGCCCUUUGCUCUUCCUGCUGGUGGAAAUGAUGUUGAAAAUAGGACGUCGCUUGGUUUUUGGGCUGGUCAUAGGAACUCGAAGAUUAGGGUGAUACUGGCUCGUGUGUGGGAGAAUGAUACUGAGCUUGACAUUUCAAAUAAUAGAAUAAGCAGGGCUACUGGACAUUUAGUGUACCAGAAGAGGUUUUAUAGAACUAAAUUCUGCAUAUGCCCUGGUGGCUCCCAGGUCAACAGUGCUCGCAUAACUGAUUCAAUCCAUUAUGGAUGUGUUCCUGUAAUAUUAUCCAACUAUUAUGACCUGCCAUUCAACGACAUUCUCGAUUGGCAAAAAUUUGCUGUCAUCCUUAGAGAGAGUGAUGUUUACCAGCUGAAGCAGAUCCUGAAGAGCAUAUCCCAUGAGGAAUUUGUUUCACUACAUAACAACUUGGUUAAGGUUCAGAAGCAUUUCCAAUGGAAUACACCCCCGGUAAAGUUCGAUGCAUUCCACAUGGUUAUUUACGAACUUUGGUUGCGCCACCAUGUAAUCAAAUACUAAAAUUUUGUUGAUUUAUUUAGCUAAUGUAAGUUCUUCUUCGCUUUUAUAUAUGUUCAAAGGUUGAUUUCUAUUUUCUAACAACCAAAAGUUUGUAUUUUAUGUGCAUAAUGCUCAAAAUUAUUAAGUCCCAAAGAUCAACUAUUUGUUUA